Molecule: messenger RNA, 342 nt
Organism: Dentiscutata erythropus
Lineage: Eukaryota; Fungi; Glomeromycota; Glomeromycetes; Diversisporales; Gigasporaceae
Source: the annotation of a GenBank genome assembly
AUGAAAGCUGAAAAGCUAGCUCUUGCAAAACUAUUAAUAGAAGAGAAAGAAAUAGAAAAGUGUGAAAUUAUCAAAACAAAAAAGUCCAAGAAGCGUGAACUCAUCGAAAAGUUGAAGAAAGAGCCAGGUUUUGACUUUUUCUGCAAUUUCUUCAACUGGUCAAAUAUAUUUGAAAACUUCUACUGGAAAAAUCACAAUUCAACAAUAUCUGGAAGUGAUACUAUUUAUGCUCUUAAAGAAAUGAUUCAAGAUAAAGAACCUGGUUUUCCUGAUCAACGACGUCUCAUCUAUGCUGGCAAGCUUUUUUGGAUGACAAUUGUCUCAUUGCAGAUUACUGCAUAA